AUGGCGCUGGGAGCGGAGGCGGCCGCGGCUCCCCUCGGCGCCUUCCUGCGGGACUUCCCCGCGCCGCUGGGCCCGGGGGAGCCGCCGCCGUGGGGCGCGGCGGGGAGCGGCGCCCUGAGCCAGGCCGAGGCGCCGGGGGCGCUGGCCGAGCUGGCGAGGAGCCUCCUGGGCGGCAGAGGUUUUUCACCAAUUCUUGCAGCAUCGUUGAUCCAUGCUGCAGUUGAUGAAGUUCUCCGAACAGACUUGACUGAAUUUAAGAAGCAAGGUGUGGAAACAGAGGGAGAAGGAGAUGAGGAAAGGUUCACCUUGCUGGAUGGAGAGUCACUGCAACGCUGCUUCUUUAACAAGCUUCGGGAUGUCUGCUUUGAAUGGCAGAAGCAGUUGCCACCACUGAGACCACUGAAGCGAUUCCUGCUUGUUUCCAUCCAUGCCAUCCGUAACAUUCGACGGAAAAUGGAGGACCGACAUGUUUUGCUCCCGGAGUUCAAUCAGCUCUUUGGUUUAUCAGAUGACAUUGAUCGUGCUUACUUUGCGGUAUUUGACGGCCAUGGUGGAGUGGAUGCUGCCAAUUAUUCAGCAACCCAUUUACAUGUAAAUGUUGGGCUACAUGAAGAGAUUGUUAAGAAUCCAGCAAAGGCCUUGAAAUGCUCUUUCCAGAAGACAGAUGAAAUGUUUCUUUUCAAAGCCAAAAGAGAGAGGCUGCGGAGUGGUACAACAGGUGUAUCUGCAUUGAUCGUAGGGAACAAGCUACACAUAGCAUGGCUAGGGGACUCGCAGGUAAUGCUUGUCCAGCAAGGAAAUGCCGUGACGUUAAUGGAACCUCACAAACCAGAGAGAGAAGAUGAGAGAGCACGUAUUGAGGCUCUGGGUGGCUGUGUAACCUAUAUGGACUGCUGGCGGGUUAAUGGUACUUUAGCUGUCUCCAGAGCAAUUGGUGAUGUGUGUCAGAAACCCUACAUCUCUGGUGAUGCAGAUGGAGAUUCAUUUGAGCUGACUGGUUCUGAAGAUUACUUGCUCCUAGCCUGUGAUGGAUUCUUUGAUGCUAUCAAGCCAUAUGAGUUGACUGAACAGACAGGCUGCAGCAUACCGCGUGGCUAACCAGCUUCUCAGCCAGUGUACCUCUUCAGUGUCUGCUCUAUAUAACAACUUCAGUCCUUUGCUUGUUUAGUGGUAAGUUAGACUUCUGUAACUACUCCUGCUGACAUAAAAAUGUGUCCUUAUCAGUAUUAAAAUAGUCUAAGAGCAGAACUGUUGCUUUAGGCAUAUUUCUUGCCACUGUGUUGGCUAAUGAACCUUGAAUAAAAGUGAGAAUGGCCAGUGACUUUGAAGUAAGAGCUGUUAGCCAAGUGUUGUAGAACUGUAGUCUUUAUUUAUUUUGUAUGUUAAUCUGCACUUGUGACUCUGAGCAGAAAAACUGUAACACAGCAGGUUUUAUAAGCUGUGGCUUAACCAGUUUCUAGUAUCUUAAAACUCUUUAUUUAAACUGACUGGUUCUGCUCACAGCUCAGAAACCUGUUGUCAUUGAUCAUUACAUGCUAUGCAUAUUGUAUGUUCAUUUACAUGGAUUGUUCUAAUAGUGCUUGUGUGUAUUAUCCUACAUUACCAUAUUUUAUAUAUAUAUAUAUAUAUGUAUGUAUGUAUGUAUUGCAUGCGGUUUAAUUUUUUUUGUAUUGUCACUUUUGUAUUCACACGGUGCCUCAUGUAUCUAUUUGCAUAUUGCAAGAAGUUGUUUCAAAGCAGUGACUGGAAACAAGUGGGGAUAAGAAUUCUUCACUGUAGGAUCUGAUGUUUCCGAAGUAUUAAUAAAGCAU
Messenger RNA from Cygnus atratus (black swan), 1811 nucleotides. It is a transcript of the gene PPM1F, whose product is annotated as protein phosphatase, Mg2+/Mn2+ dependent 1F. Gene Ontology annotation, cellular component: cytosol. Gene Ontology annotation, molecular function: protein serine/threonine phosphatase activity; cation binding. The transcript is spliced from 8 exons. Gene Ontology annotation, biological process: protein dephosphorylation; negative regulation of protein kinase activity. NCBI's taxonomy places the organism in Eukaryota, Metazoa, Chordata, Aves, Anseriformes, Anatidae. The record is from RefSeq and is a predicted model, not a curated record. The coding region runs from base 1 to 1098 and encodes 365 amino acids.